Molecule: messenger RNA, 1884 nt
Organism: Candida tropicalis MYA-3404
Lineage: Eukaryota; Fungi; Ascomycota; Pichiomycetes; Serinales; Debaryomycetaceae
Exons: 1
Coding region: 1-1884 (627 amino acids)
Source: RefSeq, a predicted model, not a curated record
AUGAUGAUUCAGCUGGAACAACAGAUGAGGAUUCAACUGGAGCAGAUGAUGAUUCAGCUGGAACAACAGAUGAGGAUUCAACUGGAGCAGAGGAGGAUUCCACUGGAGCAGAGGAGGAUUCCACUGGAGCAGAGGAGGAUUCCACUGGAGCAGAUGAGGAUUCCACUGGAGCAGAUGAUGAUUCAGCUGGAACAGAGGAGGAUUCAACUGGAGCAGAUGAUGAUUCAACUUCAGAAGAUUCAGCUGGAACAGAUGAGGAUUCAGCUUCAGAAGAUUCAGCUGGAACAGAUGAGGAUUCAACUGGAGCAGAGGAGGAUUCAACUGGAGCAGAGGAGGAUUCAACUGGAGCAGAGGAGGAUUCCACUGGAGCAGAUGAUGAUUCCACUGGAGCAGAUGAUGAUUCAGCUGGAACAACAGAUGAGGAUUCAACUGGAGCAGAGGAGGAUUCCACUGGAGCAGAGGAGGAUUCAACUGGAGCAGAGGAGGAUUCCGCUGGAGCAGAUGAGGAUUCCACUGGAGCAGAUGAUGAUUCAGCUGGAGCAGAGGAUGAUUCCGCUGCAGCAGAGGAUGAUUCUGCUGCAGCAGAUGAUGAUUCUGCUGGAGCAGCAGAUGAGGAUUCAGCUGCAGCAGAUGAUGAUUCAACUUCAGAAGAUUCAGCUGGCGCAGAUGAGGAUUCAACUUCAGAAGAUUCAGCUGGAACAACAGAUGAGGAUUCAACUGGAGCAGAUGAGGAUUCAACUGGAGCAGAUGAUGAUUCAGCUGGAACAACAGAUGAGGACUCAGCUUCAGAAGAUUCAGCUGGAACAGAUGAGGAUUCAACUGGAGCAGAGGAGGAUUCAACUGGAACGACAGAUGAGGAUUACAACUGGAGCAGAUGAGGAUUCCACUGGAGCAGAUGAGGAAUUCCAGCUGGAGCAACAGAUGAGGAUUCAACUGGAGCAGAUGAGGAUUCAACUGGAGCAGAUGAUGAUUCAGCUGGAACAACAGAUGAGGAUUCAACUGGAGCAGAUGAUGAUUCAACUUCAGAAGAUUCCACUGGAGCAGAUGAUGAUUCAGCAGGAACAACAGAUGAGGAUUCAACUGGAGCAGAUGAUGAUUCAACUUCAGAAGAUUCAGCUGGAACAACAGAUGAGGAUUCAACUGGAGCAGAGGAGGAUUCCACUGGAGCAGAUGAUGAUUCAGCUGGAACAACAGAUGAGGAUUCAACUGGAGCAGAUGAUGAUUCAGCUGGAACAACAGAUGAGGAUUCAACUGGAGCAGAGGAGGAUUCCACUGGAGCAGAUGAUGAUUCAGCUGGAACAACAGAUGAGGAUUCAACUGGAGCAGAGGAGGAUUCCACUGGAGCAGAGGAGGAUUCAACUGGAGCAGAGGAGGAUUCCACUGGAGCAGAUGAUGAUUCAGCUGGAACAACAGAUGAGGAUUCAACUGGAGCAGAGGAGGAUUCAACUGGAGCAGAGGAGGAUUCCACUGGAGCAGAUGAUGAUUCAGCUGGAACAACAGAGGAGGAUUCCACUGGAGCAGAUGAUGAUUCAGCUGGAACAACAGAUGAGGAUUCAGCUUCAGAAGAUUCAGCUGGAGCAGAUGAUGAUUCAGCUGGAGCAGAUGAUGAUUCAGCUGGAGCAGAUGAUGAUUCAGCUGGAACAACAGAUGAGGAUUCAACUGGAGCAGAGGAGGAUUCAACUGGAGCAGAGGAGGAUUCAACUGGAGCAGAGGAGGAUUCCACUGGAGCAGAUGAUGAUUCAGCUGGAACAACAGAUGAGGAUUCAACUGGAGCAGAUGAGGAUUCAACUGGAGCAGAUGAGGAUUCAACUGGAGCAGAUGAGGAUUCAACUGGAGCAGAUGAGGAUUCAACUGGAGCAGAUGAGGAUUCAACUGGAGCAGUAA